This is a messenger RNA of Anopheles marshallii, 1179 nucleotides long. Its product is annotated as probable inactive tRNA-specific adenosine deaminase-like protein 3. NCBI's taxonomy places the organism in Eukaryota, Metazoa, Arthropoda, Insecta, Diptera, Culicidae. Gene Ontology annotation, molecular function: tRNA-specific adenosine-34 deaminase activity. Gene Ontology annotation, cellular component: nucleus; cytoplasm. The coding region runs from base 1 to 1179 and encodes 392 amino acids. The transcript has a single exon. Gene Ontology annotation, biological process: tRNA wobble adenosine to inosine editing. The record is from RefSeq and is a predicted model, not a curated record.
AUGUCAAACGAACCGGAGGCAAAGCGUGCAAAGUUUCCCGACGAACAGGAAACACCAAACACCCAAGGGGAUGAAGAAGGUCUUAGCCGUAUUCAUUCAAUCCUGGGUGAUGAGUUUACUAAGCCAACGCCGCUCGUUGAGGUAUACGUUGGAAGCGUUACAGAGAAACGGCAACUUUCCCUACUGGUGCCGGUUCUCUCGCGUAGACUUCCCAUCGAUAGUCUACAGCACCUGAAGCGUGUAAAUCGCGAUGGAACGAUCAUAUUGGCUCCGGUAGAUAAAUUAUUGCAGCAGCUCGCAACGCUAUCUGAAAGAGAUGAGAAGGAAGAAAAUUCUGUCGAAUCACGCCUUUCAAGGUUUCUACGAUCGGAAGGCUUUGAGCCGGCAGUGAUCGAUGGGCUUUGCGAGAAACUUAAAAUUGUGUCGGUUCCAGCAGUGCCACCGCUACUUCGUUGGCAGUACGAAACGGCGAAUCGGUUGUGGCCGUGUAAAUUUCAUCCGAACCGGCACAAUGAAGCGCUUUACACGGACACACUGUUUGGACCACAGGAAGCAACGGCGCACCGACGGUUAAUGGAAAUUUGUCUACUGCUGUCGGAACACUUCGAAGCUCGCCCAUUCGGAAUGUGCGUGAAUCCACAGCUUGGGGCACGCAUUGCGGCUAUUGGAUCGGGACGCAGUGAUCAGCAUCCAAUCUGGCACUGCCCGAUGGUACUGAUCGAUAUGGUAGCCGUAUCGCAAAACGGUGGUAUAUGGCAUCGAGAAGCAGACCAUCGGUGUAAGGAUAUGUUGGAGACCAGCGUACUGAGGGAGGAUGGCUUCCACUACGGUGGAAUCGACGCACGGUUUGAGCGGUUUAUUCGCGAUCGAUACGGUGAAACGGUUUGCCUUGGAGCGGAACCGGCGCGAACUGGAACAUCCAACCGUGCGGAGCCAUUGGAUGGGGGUGUACCAGUACCAGAAGAUAAUCUGGCCAAAUACGGACCAUAUCUGUGUACCGGGUACGACGUUUAUCUCACACACGAGCCGUGCAUAAUGUGUGCCAUGGCCCUGGUACACAGUCGUGUGCGGCGCGUAUUCUAUCAUCAUCCAACGCCACAAGGAGCUCUGGGGACGCUGGCGAAACUACACACGGUGAAGGAUUUAAACCAUCAUUACGAAGUGUUCCGGAUUGCUUAA